AUGCGGCUUCCUAGUAGUUAUAAAGUGGCAUUAUGUUUUCCUUGGCUUCUUCUGACACAGCUGCUUCUUUUUUUGUUUGCAUGUUCCCUGGGAGCUGCGGAGCCGAUGCUGGAUUGUCGUGAAGUGGGGCUGUUUCGUUUACAAGCACAAGGCGCAGCCGCACCUAACACCACAAUCCCAGAAGUGACAAAUGGGAACACCAACGCCACAUGUCUGCUUCACUCCGGGGCGGCCGUAGUGGCUCUACUGGGCUCACCACAGGGGCGAUUUUUAAGCCCCCUGCGGGACCCAGUGCGUCUUGCUGCGCCGCAUACUUCAUCAGUGGCAACGGAGUCAGGGAAGAAUCGGGUUGCAUCUUUUUUCCUUCGUAUACCGCAAUUUGUAUCUCGACUUUGUGCCUAUCCAUGGGCGGAUCCAGUUGCUGUGGAGAGGCUUUUCUUUCAGCGUCAGCUCAGAGUUGCUUUUGAAAUAAAUGUCUCUGCAGGUGGAAUGACAAGUCGCAACCAACUCCUUAGUUGGGCGGUUUUUGACCACAUUCGCGCCACUUCUUUUGCACCCACAGCGGAGCUGGUAGAAGAAAGAGAGAAUGCGUCUACUAGAGAGUUUUGGCUUAGCUGCAACUUUGAUAACGUGCUCGAAACCUACCGAAGUGUUUCCAAAAGAUCAUCGUUUAUUUCUAGGAUGAUCAACAAUGGUGGCAUUGGCGUCUUGCUUUCCGUUUUCUUUGGUGGCAUUGGCUAUGCCAAUACUAUUAGCAAUAUGGCUCGUGAUAAUGGCGAGGCGUCUUCCGGGAUUUUGACAGCGACCGAAGGGGAAAUGAUGUAUGUUUUUGAGGAACUUGGUCCAAACAGUAGAAAUAGCUUGUGGUUGCCUUCUUGGGUGGCAGCAUGGCUGGGCACUCGGCCCAUGGCAUCAACCGAAACACUCUUGCGUGGAACAGAAGGUCGGCCCCAGUUUGUUUACGAGGUUCAAUUACCUGUCGCGACUCCAGUCUGCCUGCGUCUGGCACCGGUCCAUAAUAAAGAGCUUUCUCUGCAUGUAGAGGAAGUCCUCGUGUUUGAUACCUUUUGGUUAAAGUGUAUACUUCUUCUGUGCCUGAUCUGGUUCUUGCAACCCUGGGUAGAAGAUGUUCCAGCUUUUCAAGUAUUACUUGCUGGAGUAGGCGGAAUCAUUGUUUUGGUUGGAUUUUUGCUCAUAUUUAUGUUUCGGAAGCUGCAGAAUAUGACACUGGGUAAAAUUGGUUUGUUAGCACUUGCCACGAUGGGUGGUUUCUCUGCGCUUGCCGAAAGUCUUUUGAGUGCGUACGCCGCUUUUCUGUACGCCUAUUUUAACUACUAUGAUAAGUCAGGCCUACUUUUCAACCCCACGUGUGUACUUCUUCUGAUAGGUCUGGCCUGUGGCUUCUUCGCGAAGUUCUUUUGGUCGAGUUACCUUUUUUCGCUGACGCGAUGGACGUUGCGGUGGAUCCAAGUUGGGGUCAUCACAUGUGCCGCGAUGCAGAACCGUGAGGCAACAUUUUUGUUUCUAUUGAUGGCGUUUGUCUUCUACCCGUCCAGGCUGUUCCGUUUCGUCUUGUGGUGCUCGCGAUCGUACGGGUUAGAGAACCGAGAAAACGAGCCACAGGAGAGUUUUCCCAGCUUUGCGCGGCGCGAAGUGGCUUACGCGCAGCCUCUCUGCGUCGAGGGCUUUAUUGGCGGUUCACGAGUACUUAGCUCGGAAGAGAAGCUCCGCCUGUACGACGCACUUGGGAACGAAUACACGCAGCGCGCCCUUGCACAUCUCGCGGACUCCGUGAAGGAGGAUCCCAGGCGGUAUGCGUCGCGCCUGAAGAAUCCAAAGGAAGUCAUUAGUUGGGCACAACACUGUAAGUAA
This is a messenger RNA of Trypanosoma rangeli, 1872 nucleotides long. RefSeq lists its product as uncharacterized. The transcript has a single exon. The coding region runs from base 1 to 1872 and encodes 623 amino acids. Lineage: Eukaryota; Euglenozoa; Kinetoplastea; Trypanosomatida; Trypanosomatidae. The record is from RefSeq and is a predicted model, not a curated record.